Molecule: messenger RNA, 9511 nt
Organism: Cyclopterus lumpus (lumpfish)
Lineage: Eukaryota; Metazoa; Chordata; Actinopteri; Perciformes; Cyclopteridae
Product: spectrin beta chain, non-erythrocytic 1-like
Biological process (GO): actin cytoskeleton organization; protein localization to plasma membrane
Cellular component (GO): spectrin; cell junction; plasma membrane
Molecular function (GO): actin filament binding; structural constituent of cytoskeleton; phospholipid binding
Source: RefSeq, a predicted model, not a curated record
AGGAGGGGGGGCAGUGCGGAUUCCUUCCCGUCAUUCCCUGCAGCAGCAGCAGCAGCAGCAGCAGCUCCUCCGUCGGACUCCUCUCGUCCUCGGCUGAAGUUUGCAGACUCGCUGAGAUCUUCUGAGCAGGGCUCGGCCUGAAGCUGCCAAUGUGGAUGCGUCAUCGCUGACUUCGAGGCGUGUGUCAGAGGUGAAAGGUCACGAUGACGAAGGUGGCCGCCGAUUUCGACCACAUGGAGCUGCAGCAGCAGUACAGCAGCAACGACACGGUGAACAACCGCUGGGACGAAGAAUGGGACAACGAGAACAGCUCGGCCCGUCUCUUCGAACGCUCCCGCAUCAAGGCGCUGGCAGAUGAGCGGGAGGCGGUCCAGAAGAAGACCUUCACCAAGUGGGUGAACUCUCACCUGUCCAGAGUCUCCUGUAGGAUCACAGACCUCUACAUGGACCUGAGGGACGGACGCAUGCUCAUCAAGCUGCUGGAGGUGCUGUCAGGGGAGAAGCUGCCGAAGCCCACCAAAGGCCGGAUGCGUAUCCACUGCCUGGAGAAUGUGGACAAAGCUCUGCAGUUCCUGAAGGAGCAGAGGGUUCACCUGGAGAACAUGGGAUGUCACGACAUUGUGGACGGGAACCACCGCCUGACGCUGGGCCUCAUCUGGACUAUCAUCCUGCGCUUCCAGAUCCAGGACAUCAGGGUGGAGACUGAAGACAACAAAGAGAAGAGAUCAGCUAAAGACGCUCUGCUGCUCUGGUGUCAGAUGAAGACGGCCGGAUAUUCCAACGUGAACAUCCGCAACUUCAGCACCAGCUGGAGAGACGGCAUGGCCUUCAAUGCUCUGAUCCACAAACACAGACCCGAUCUGAUUGAUUUUGACAAACUGAAGAAGUCCAACGCUCACCACAACCUGCAGAACGCCUUCAACCUGGCGGAGCAACACCUCGGCCUCACCAAGCUGCUGGAUCCAGAGGAUAUCAGCGUUGACCAUCCUGAUGAGAAGUCCGUCAUCACCUACGUGGUGACGUAUUACCACUACUUCUCCAAGAUGAAAGCUCUGAAGGUGGAGGGCAAACGCAUCGGAAAGGUGUUGGAUAACGCCAUCGAGACGGAGAAGAUGAUCGAGAAGUACGAGUCUCUGGCCUCAGACCUGCUGGAGUGGAUCGAACAGACCAUCAUCAUCCUCAACAACAGGAAGUUCGCCAACUCUCUGGUCGGAGUCCAGCAGCAGCUUCAAGCCUUCAACACCUACCGAACAGUGGAGAAACCCCGAAGUCAGAACCUUCGGUUCACAGAGAAGGGAAACCUGGAGGUUCUUCUGUUCACCAUCCAGAGUAAGAUGAGAGCCAACAACCAGAAGGUCUACAUGCCCCGAGAGGGAAAGCUCAUCUCGGAUAUCAACAAGGCCUGGGAGCGACUGGAGAAGGCAGAGCAUGAGAGGGAGCUGGCUCUGAGGAUGGAGCUGAUUCGUCAGGAGAAACUGGAACAACUCGCCAGACGCUUCGACCGCAAGGCGGCCAUGAGAGAGACCUGGCUCAGUGAGAACCAGAGGCUGGUGUCGCAGGACAACUUUGGGUUUGACCUUCAGGCCGUCGAGGCGGCCACCAAGAAGCACGAGGCAAUAGAGACGGACAUCGCAGCGUACGAGGAGCGUGUCUCGGGUGUCUCUGUGGCCAAGGAGCUGGAGGUGGAGCACUACCACGACAUCAAACGCAUCACGGCCAGGAAGGACAACGUGAUCCGGCUGUGGGAGUACCUGCUGGAGCUGCUGAAGGCCCGCAGACAGAGACUGGAGAUGAACCUGGGCCUGCAGAGAGUCUUCCAGGAGAUGCUCUACAUCAUGGACUGGAUGGACGAGAUGAAGAUGUUGCUGCUGUCUCAGGAUUAUGGGAAACAUCUAUUGGGUGUGGAGGACCUGCUUCAGAAACACGCCCUGGUGGAGGCUGACAUCUCUAUCCAGGCUGACCGGGUGAAGGCAGUCAGCACCAACGCUACCAAGUACUCCGUCAACGAUGACGGCUACAAGCCCUGCGACCCUCAGGUCAUCCAGGACCGGGUCUCUCACCUGGAGUUCUGCUACCAGGAGCUGACCCAGCUGGCCGCUGAGCGCCGCGCCCGCCUGGAGGAGUCCCGCCGUCUUUGGAAGUUCUUCUGGGAGAUGGCUGAAGAGGAAGGCUGGAUCCGUGAGAAGGAGCAGAUCCUGUCCUCUGUCGAGCACGGCAAGGACCUGACGGGGGUGCUUCGCCUCCUCAGCCAGCACCGCGCCCUAGAGGAUGAGAUGAGCGGCCGCGCUGGCCACCUUAAGCACACCAUUGCAGAGGGCCAGGCUAUGGUGCAGACCGACCACUUCGCCACCACCAAGAUCCAGCAGCGUAUCAACGACCUUCAGGCUCAGUGGGCGGCGCUGGAGCAGCUGGCAGCGGUGAGAAGGAAGAGGCUGGAGGAGGCUCUGGCACUACACCAGUUCCAGGCCGAUGCAGAUGAUGUUGACGCCUGGACGCUGGAUGCCCUGCGAAUCGUCUCCAGCGGAGAGACGGGCCAUGAUGAAUUCUCCACCCAGGCUCUCUUCAGGAAGCACAAGGAUGCAGCAGCGGAGGUGGCCAGCUACAGACCGGUCAUUGACUCACUCCACGAGCAGGCUGCCUUACUGCCUCAAGAGGAGGCCGAGUCAGAGGAGGUGCAUGGACGUCUGGCCGGCAUCGAGGAACGCCACAAGGAGGUGACAGAGCUGACAAAGCUGAGGAAGCAGGCGCUGCACGAUGCUCUGGCACUCUACAAGAUGUUCAGCGAGGCCAACGCCUGUGAGGUUUGGAUCGACGAGAAGGAGCAGUGGCUAAACAGCAUGGAGAUCCCAGAGAAACUGGAGGACCUUGAAGUCGUACAGCACAGGUUUGAGAGUCUGGAGCCGGAGAUGAACAACCAGGCAUCUCGUGUUGCUGUGGUAAACCAGAUCGCCCGGCAGCUGAUGCACAAUGGUCACCCGAGUGAAAAGAACAUCAAAACCCAGCAGGACAAACUCAACAACAGGUGGAGCCAGUUCCGAGAUCUGUUGGACCAGAAGAAAGAGUCCCUGAACUCGGCGCUGGGUGUGCAGAACUACCACCUCGACUGCAACGAGACAAAGUCCUGGAUCAAAGAGAAGACCAAAGUCAUCGAGUCCACCCAGGAGCUGGGCAAUGACCUCACUGGGGUCAUGGCUCUGCAGCGCAAACUGACCGGUAUGGAGCGUGACCUGGCUGCCAUCGAGGACAAACUGGGCGAUCUGCGAGGCGAGGCCCAGCGGCUGGCAGAGGAGCACCCCGACCAGGCAAAGGCCAUCACAGGCCGCCUGGCUGAGAUCACCGCCGUCUGGGAAGAAAUGAAGAACACUCUGAAGAACCGCGAGGAGUCGCUGGGCGAGGCCAGGAAGCUACAGCAGUUCUUGCGCGAGCUGGAUGACUUCCAGUCGUGGCUGUCUCGCACUCAGACAGCCAUUGCCUCCGAGGACAUGCCCAACACUCUGGCUGAGGCCGAGAAGCUCAUGGCCCAGCACGAAGGCAUAAAGAACGAGAUCCAGAACUACGAAGAGGACUACCAGAAGAUGCGGGACAUGGGGGAAAUGGUGACACAGGGCCAGACGGACGCGCAGUACAUGUUCCUUCGACAGAGGCUACAGGCACUCGACACCGGCUGGAACGAACUGCACAAGAUGUGGGAGAACCGACAGAACCUGCUGUCCCAGUCUCAUACCUACCAGCUGUUCCUCAGGGACACCAAGCAGGCUGAGGCCUUCCUCAACAACCAGGAGUACGUCCUCGCUCACACUGAGAUGCCCACCACUCUCCAGGGAGCAGAGGCCGGAAUCAAGAAGCAGGAGGACUUCAUGACCACCAUGGACGCCAACGAAGACAAGAUCAAUGGCGUGGUGGAGGCCGGCAGGCGGCUGGCCAGCAACGGAAACAUCAACGCCGAGCGCAUCCAGGAGAGAGUGGCCUCCAUCGACGACAGACACAAGAAGAACCGGGAGGCUGCGGUGGAGCUGCUGAUGAGACUGAAGGACAACAGAGAUCUGCAGAAGUUCCUGCAGGACUGCCAGGAGCUGUCUCUGUGGAUCAGUGAGAAGAUGCUCACGGCCCAGGACAUGACCUACGACGAGGCCAGGAACUUGCACAGCAAGUGGCUGAAGCAUCAGGCCUUCAUGGCCGAGCUGCAGGCCAACAAAGAGUGGCUGGACAAGAUCCAGAAGGACGGGAUGCUGCUGGUGUCGGAGAAGCCGGAGACGGAGACGGUGGUGAAGGAGAAGAUGGCGGUGCUGCACGCCAUGUGGGAGGAGCUAGAGUCGACCACGCAGACGAAGGCUCAGUGUCUGUUCGACGCCAACAAGGCCGAGCUGUUUACGCAGAGCUGCGCCGACCUCGACAAGUGGAUGGGGGGCCUGGAGGGUCAGAUCCAGUCCGAGGACCAUGGCAAAGACCUGACCUCCGUCAACAUCCUGCUGAAGAAACAGCAGAUGCUGGAGAAGCAGGUGGAGGUGCGGCAGAAGGAGGUGGUGGAGCUGCAGACCCAGGUGAAGGCUCUGGGGCAGGAGGUGACGGACACGGAGGAGGUGGACGGGCGGAGGCAGCUGGUGGAGAUGAAGUAGGAGCUGCUGGAGCCGCUUCGCCGGCGCAAGAACUUCCUGGUGGAGUCGAGAGAAGUUCACCAGUUCAACCGAGACGUGGAGGACGAGAUCCUGUGGGUUCAGGAGAGGAUGGCCAUCGCCACGUCCUCUGACCAUGGACACAACCUGCAGACGGUCCAGCUACUCAUCAAGAAGAACCAGACCCUGCAGAAGGAGGUCCAGGGCCACCAGCCCCGUAUAGAUGACAUCCUGCAGCGCAGUCAGAGCCUCCUGAAGGAGGAGAUCCGGCAGCGCCUGCUGGACCUGCAGCAGCUGUGGAGGCGGCUGAUGGAGGAGGCGGAGCUUCGGCACAGCCGGCUGGAGGAGGCGCAUAAAGCCCAGCAGUACUACUUCGACGCCGCCGAGGCCGAGGCCUGGAUGAGCGAGCAGGAGCUGUACAUGAUGUCAGAGGAGAAGGCCAAGGACGAGCUGAGCGCCGUCACCAUGCAGAAGAAGCACCAGAUCGUGGAGCAGUCGGUGGAGGACUACGCCGAGACCGUCCACCAGCUGUCCAAGACCAGCAGAGGACUGGUGGCAGACGGGCACCCUGAGAGUGAGAGAAUCAGCAUGCGUCAAUCUCAGGUGGAUAAAUUGUACGCUGGCCUGAAGGACCUAUCAGAGGAGAGGCGGGGCAAACUGGACGAGAGGCUCCGCCUCUUCCAGCUGAACCGGGAGGUGGACGACCUCGAGCAGUGGAUUGCAGAGCGGGAGGUGGUGGCCGGGUCGCAUGAGCUGGGCCAGGACUACGAGCACGUGACUAUGUUGCAGGAGCGUUUCCGUGAGUUUGCUCGGGACACUGGAAACAUCGGUCAAGAGCGCGUGGACGCCGUCAACCGUCUGGCGGACGAGCUGAUCAACGCCGGCCACGGCGACGCGGCCACGGUGGCGGAGUGGAAGGACGGGCUGAACGAGGCCUGGGCCGACCUGCUGGAGCUCAUCGACACCCGGACGCAGAUCCUCGCCGCCUCCUUCGAGCUCCACAAGUUCUACCAGGACGCCAAGGAGAUCCUGGGCCGCAUCCUGGACAAACAAAAGAAGCUGCCGGAGGACGUCGGCCGCGACCAGAACACGGUGGAGACGCUCCAGAGGAUGCACACCACCUUCGAACACGACAUCCAAGCCCUGGGGACGCAGGUGAGGCAGCUGCAGGAGGACGCGGUGCGCCUCCAGUCGGCGUAUGCCGGAGACAAAGCCGACGACAUCCAGCGGAGGGAGAGCGAGGUGCUCGAGGCCUGGAGGGGUCUGCUGGAGGCCUGCGACGGACGGAGGCUCCGCCUCCUCGACACCGGAGACAAGUUCAGGUUCUUCAGCAUGGUCCGAGACCUCAUGCUGUGGAUGGACGACGUGAUCCGGCUCAUCGAGGCCCAGGAGAAUCCCAGAGACGUGUCGUCGGUGGAGCUGCUGAUGAACAACCACCAGGGGAUCAAGGCCGAGAUCGACGCCCGCAACGACAGCUUCACGGCCUGCAUCGAGCUGGGCAAGAGCCUGCUGGCCAGGAAGCACUACGCUUCAGAGGAGAUCAAAGAGAAGCUGCUGCAGCUGACGGACAAGAGGAAAGAGAUGAUUGACAAGUGGGAGGACCGAUGGGAGUGGCUACGACUCAUCCUGGAGGUGCACCAGUUCUCCAGGGAUGCCGGGGUGGCGGAGGCGUGGCUUCUGGGCCAGGAGCCCUACCUGUCUGGGAGGGAGGUGGGUCAGAGCGUGGACGAGGUGGAGAAGCUCAUCAAACGCCACGAGGCCUUCGAGAAGUCCGCCGCCACCUGGGAGGAGCGCUUCUCUGCCCUGGAGAGGCUGACCACGCUGGAGCUGCUGGAGGUGAGGAGGCUGCAGGAGGAAGAGGAGAGGAUGAGGAGGCCCCCGACUCCAGAGCCGGUUAUCGUUCAGCAGGAGGAGGAAGCCCAGCAGCAGAGUGGACUCGUGGCUCAGAACGGACCCCCAUGGGACCAGGACUCUCCUCGGGACGGCGUGGACGGCGGUGAUCCGGUGAACGGUGUCGGCGAGCGGAGCUCCAAGGAGCCGAGCCCCGGCGCCUCCCCGACCUCUGGCAGGAAGAGUAAGACCAGCCAGUCGUCCACGCUGCCCUCCAAGAACCAGGACUCGGGCUCCUCCUCACAGCUGGAGGGCCUCCUGCACCGCAAACACGAGUGGGAGGCCCCAAACAAGAAGGCCUCCAACAGGUCGUGGCACAACGUGUAUUGCGUCAUCAACAACCAGGAGGUGGGUUUCUACAAAGACAGCAAGGCGGCGGCUCAGGGGGUCCAGUACCACAACCAGGUCCCCGUGAGCCUGAGGGACGCCGCCUGUGACGUGGCGUCGGACUACAAGAAGAAGAAGCACGUCUUCAAACUCCGAGUCACGGAUGGAAACGAGUUUCUGUUUCAAGCCAAAGAUGAAGACGAGAUGAGCACCUGGAUCCAGGCCAUCCUGAACGCCAGCGCCGACCGCUCCGAGGUGCAGGGCAGCAGCCCCGGCACGCCGGUGUCCGGGCGCGCUCAGACGCUGCCGGCCGCCGUCACGCUCGUCACCGAGUCGAGUCCCGGCAAGAGAGAGAAGGACAAAGAGAAGGACAAGGAGAAACGCUUCAGUCUGUUCAGCAAGAAGAAACAGUAGAGAUCAAAACCGCUUCAGUGGAAUCCCGACGCACGCUCUUUACCGCCAGCCGGGAACCCAGAGAACCGGAACCGGCUUCAGAGCGUGAGUCCAGAUUCCCGCUGCCGUCGGCUUUGUGAAGGUUUUCUCCGAAAGGAACCAUAAAGAACAAGCGAACGCCUCGCUCGGAGAAGACCUUCGUUAGGCGUGACUCGGUACUUUGCCCCCCGACGCUCCCACGUUAAAGUUUAGUCGUCUGACGGUCACAAUUACUGUGAACACAGGAAACCCGUUUAUCCACAAGUGUUUUGAUUUGGUGUGAAAAGUCUCCAAUCUCGCGAUGAUGUCACCGCUGAUGUCACGCUGAUGUCACUGCUGAUGUCACGCUGAUGUCACCGCUGAUGUCACGCUGAUGUCACUGCUGAUGUCACACUGAUGUCACACUGAUGUCAUUGCUGAUGUCACUGCUGAUGUCACUGCUGAUGUCACUGCUGAUGUCACACUGAUGUCACUGCUGAUGUCACUACUGAUAUCACUGCUGAUGUCACACUGAUGUCACUGCUGAUGUCACACUGAUGUCACUGCUGAUGUCACUGCUGAUGUCACACUGAUGUCACUGCUGAUGUCACUACUGAUAUCACUGCUGAUGUCACACUGAUGUCACUGCUGAUGUCACUGCUGAUGUCACACUGAUGUCACUGCUGAUGUCACUACUGAUAUCACUGCUGAUGUCACACUGAUGUCAUUGCUGAUGUCACUGCUGAUGUCACUGCUGAUGUCACUGCUGAUGUCACACUGAUGUCACUGCUGAUGUCACUACUGAUAUCACUGCUGAUGUCACACUGAUGUCAUUGCUGAUGUCACUGCUGAUGUCACUGCUGAUAUCACUGCUGAUGUCACACUGAUGUCACUGCUGAUGUCACUGCUGAUGUCUUGAUGAUGUCACUGCUGAUGUCACUGCUGAUGUCACUGCUGAUGUCACUGCUGAUGUCACAGCUGAUGUCACUGCUGAUGUCACGCUGAUGUCACGAUGAUGUCACGCUGAUGUCACACUGAUGUCACUACUGAUAUCACUGCUGAUGUCACACUGAUGUCACUGCUGAUGUCACUGCUGAUGUCAUGAUGAUGUCAUUGCUGAUGUCACGCUGAUGUCACGCUGAUGUCACUGCUGAUGUCACUGCUGAUGUCACGCUGAUGUCACUGCUGAUGUCACGCUGAUGUCAUGAUGAUGUCACUGCUGAUGUCACUGCUGAUGUCAUGAUGAUGUCACUGCUGAUGUCACGCUGAUGUCACUGCUGAUGUCACUGCUGAUGUCACGCUGAUGUCACUGCUGAUGUCUUGAUGAUGUCACUGCUGAGCAGCCAAUGACGGAGGUGUACAGCUGCAGCGGAGAACAGUCAAAGUUUCACCAAAGUGUGCCGUCGGGUCGUCUUUGUUUUUUCUUCCGUCUGUGUUUUUAUAUCCCGGUGUGAUUCUGUUCCGUGGGUUCAGACGUUGGGGCGUACCAGCGGUUUCUAUGUACAUGUCGUGUAACCGCUCGGGGUCAAGCGUUAUUAUUAUUUUAGUUGUGACGUCGGUCCACGACAAACAGAUGGUUCAUUAGACAGAAAGCUUUUGGAUGGUUCGCCCAUUUGCCGAUAAUUACCGCCGUUUCUUUACGACAUCUAAACUUUAGUGACGUCAACAGCAACCACACACUUCCUUUGUUUGAUUUAUAUUGUUGUUAUUUUUGUACUUUUUUGAGAUUUUUGACACGUUAUGUCUUCAGUUUUCAGAGGACGUCUUCGGCCUUCCUUCUCCCUCUGCCGUUGAGAAAUUGGACCAAUAGUGCAUUUAGUUUUUAUGGUUUCCACUCAGUGAUUUUCUUUUGGUCUUAAAAUCAUCCGAUCAUCUCGGAGGAGCUCGAUGUACAAACGUCCACCUGCAUGCUUUGUCAGAACCACUCACCUGAAGCUGAAGCCUCAUUCCUACCUGGUUCUGACGUGUUUCCGAUGAAGACCGCUUAACGCUCGGUGAGGUUCGGUCGGGGGAGAAGAAGCUUGCUCGCUUAUCGUUGGCUCUUUGAUACUCGUGUUGCUCUCCGUCUCUGCGUAUCUAUCGUACCCACAUGUAUGGAAGUCAAUGCCAUCUUACUGCACAAUCAGAACUACAUCUAUAGGAAUGAAGAAGCUGAAUAUUUAAACUGACGUUAGGCCGUAAAGGCUUUCCUCAUGUAUGAAACUGCACCUGUAGACUUUAAAGCUCUCUCUGUCAAAUAUGUGCAAUGUCAUUAAAGCUUUUAAACUUUA